Molecule: messenger RNA, 4359 nt
Organism: Cyclopterus lumpus (lumpfish)
Lineage: Eukaryota; Metazoa; Chordata; Actinopteri; Perciformes; Cyclopteridae
Product: terminal nucleotidyltransferase 5A-like
Exons: 2
Coding region: 649-1893 (414 amino acids)
Biological process (GO): mRNA stabilization
Molecular function (GO): poly(A) RNA polymerase activity; RNA binding
Source: RefSeq, a predicted model, not a curated record
GCUGUGAAGUGGGACCUCUGUGGCAUCACGCAGUACCGACGAGCAUCACACCGCCAACAUGUAAAGGAAAAGCUGCCUUACACCACUUUCUAAAAGUAGGUGUCCACUGGGAAACUACAGCGGUGUUAAAACGAGUGCGUAAAGUUGACGUUCCGCAGCAGGGACGCGCAAUAAUCUGUGCGUAAAAGUGAGUCAAAGUGGGCAGAAGAAAAACUUCUGUAUGUGGACGAAACGUUUUUUUGUCUCGGCGGCGAUGGGUGCGCCGGUGAGCCUUCGGUGCACAACGAAGAAGCUGACACGGUGAGAGACAGACGCGUCCACCUUAACAGUCGAUGUCUCCAGAGUUUGGCGACAGCGCCGCAGCGGAGCGAAGCGCACAGCGGGUCAGCAGAUGCUGCGCAGUGACUAAGCCUUACGGCUGGGAAGCUAAUGAAUUGAAUUUGUCUGGACUACAGACUUUAUGUAAGAAGUAGGACAAGCACAACGCCGCCCAACUAGUUCUUCCCGUCAUGCACCUUGUUGUAAUGACAGACAUCUGCUCCGAAAGUUCAAUUCUUCACACAGUUGCAGCUGGCUGAUGCCACGACUCCAGCAGGAGUUAGUGGAAAGUCGUGUGGUUUACACCCUUCUUGUCUGCCUCUUCUCGACAUGGAUGAGAGUGUUGGUUGUGCGGCGGCCGACAGCUGCUCGGACGGGGAGAGCAUCAACCUCAGCGUGCUCAACUGGGAGCAAGUGCAGCGGCUGGACACCAUCCUCACCGGCUCCAUCCCCAUCCACGGCCGGUGGAGCUUCCCCACUCUGGAGAUGAAGCCGCGAGACAUCGUCAAGGUGGUCCGCAGCCGCAUGGAGGAAAAGCGGAUACAUGUCCGGGAGGUGCGACUGAACGGCUCCGCGGCCAGCUACGUGCUGCACGAGGACAGCGGGCUGGGAUGGAAGGAUCUGGACUUAAUAUUCUGCGCCGAGCUGAAAGGAGAGAUGGAGUUUCAGAUUGUGAAAGAUAUCGUUCUGGACUGUCUUCUAGACUUUUUGCCAGAGGGAGUGAAUAAGGAAAAGAUCACACCUGUGACCUUAAAGGAGGCGUACGUGCAAAAGAUGGUGAAAGUGUGCAACGCCUCAGACCGCUGGAGUCUCAUCUCCCUCUCCAACAACCGUGGCAAGAACGUGGAGCUCAAGUUCGUGGACUCCCUCCGACGCCAGUUUGAGUUCAGCGUGGACUCGUUCCAGAUCCGCCUGGACUCGCUGCUGCUCUUCUACGAGUGCUCGGAGCACCCCAUGGCUGCCACUUUCCACCCCACGAUUCUCGGGGAGAGCGUCUACGGCGACUUCCACACCGCCCUCGAUCACCUGCGCAAGCGCCUCAUCUGCACCAGGAGCCCCGAGGAGAUCCGAGGCGGGGGUCUGCUGAAGUACUGCCACCUGCUGGUGCGGGGUUUCCGCGCGGCCUCCGACCCCGAGAUGAAACUGCUGCAGCGCUACAUGUGCUCGCGCUUCUUCAUAGACUUCCCCGAUGUGAGCGAGCAGAGGCGGAAGCUGGAGUCCUACCUGCAGAACCACUUCGUAGACCUGGAGGACAGGAAGUACGACUACCUGGCCACGCUGUACGAGGUGGUGCAGGAGAGCACGGUGUGCCUGAUGGGCCACGAGAGGCGUCAGACGCUCAGCCUCAUCUCCUCGCUGGCGUUGCGGGUCCUGGCCGAGCAGAACGCCAUCCCCAACGCCGCCAACGUCACCUGCUUCUACCAGCCGGCUCCUUACGUCUUGGACGGCAACUUCAGCAAUUAUUACGUAGCGCAGGUUCAGCCCAUCUACCCGUGUCAUCCCUUCCUCCCCCAGCGUUACAUUCCUCCUCAGCACCAGCAUCCCAUGUACGGCACCUGGUUACCCUGUAACUAAACUCUGUUUGCGUUCAUGCACUGUUGUGUAGCUGGCGGAUUCCCUUGACAAGGGAUGAACGGUGAUGGUUUGAUCUCUUUCUUGAGGAUGGGAAAUGGAGGGAAAUGAGAGAAGGAAGUACAUGAGGCAAAAUUAGACAGAUAAAAGAAGAGAGUACGCAAGGGACAUGAGGGCAAGGCACCUGGAUCAUGGCAGGGGGCCAGAGAAAAGGCUUUCCCCCGGGUCAGGGUGCCACAGCGGGAGGAGCUGAGCACACAGGGAGAGAUGGCAGCGAGGAUGACGCCUCACUUUUAGGGUUCUCUCAUGGAAGGUCCAUUUAGUGGACCAUCGUGAUGAACACCGGCCUCCGAUGAUAUGUUUCUUGUCUGUUGUGAGUUACGGCUCAGAGGAACUCACAUUUGAAAUGAUUACCAGACACGGGAAACCAAAACUAACUCACAUACAGCCACAGAGAGCCGCAGAGAGGACGUUGUCUGUGUGCACUGCGUUUGCGUGGGACUCCUUUUCACAGACAAUGCAAAAUGAGGAAUUGGAUACUGUUUACAAAUCCAAAGAUCUACUUUGAUAUCUGAAUUCUGAGACAACAACAAAACAAUGCAUGCUUUAUUUCUGUACAGGAAUAAUUUUCUUUAAGUGCCUAGAUAAAGCCUAAAGGGAAGAGGUAUUUUUGUGAUUCUUUAUCUUGUUGGGUCGUCUAAUUGUUCUACUGUACAUUCAUUAUCACCUUGAACAUCAGAGAGUGGACCCAGUAGGGGCAGGUUUUGGAUUUUUUUUGGACCUUGUUUAGCUAAAGACUCUGCAGUAUCGCUCGACGAACACACAUCCUGAUUACCAAAGAGGAAGUAGCAAGAUAAUCUCAUCAUCGGUAGAGAGAGAGGGUGCGGUGGGUGGGUGGAGGUUGAGUCAAAAAUGCUUAUGAGAGUAAAAUAGAUGGUGAUUUUGAGAGAAAUGUGCAGAGAAGGAAUUGGGGGUUGGCAGCAAGAGAGCAAAUGAGAGAGAAUAAACUGCUCAUAUCUGCAGUUCUAUUAUAUUGCCAAAUAAGGCGGUGAAGGGUUAUUCAUCACAUACAAUGUUAUCAUCUGUAAAGAAGUGUAUUUGGAUAUGAGAAAGUUUUGCACCUAAUACAUUUCAAAAUGGCUCUUCAUCACGUGUAGUCAAAAUGUUCUCGUGAAACUGAUUAAUGCAAAGUCAUGAACAGAUCUGGGAUAUGAAACUCACUUAAAAGGUGCCCUGUGAAGUUUUCAUGUGAAAAAAAACAAAAGUUAUGUUUACAUUUAGUCUCACCGAAACGCAUUGGGGGGCGGGUUUUUUCCCCAAUACUUUUAAUACCACAAAGGUGUUAAGUGCAUUUUCUUCCUCUUGCAAAGAUGAUUUUUGGAAUAUUUUAAACGUAGCAGGCUUCUUCUUCACUGCCUGUUAUGGCAGGAUGAGAAAACCAUGAAAUAUUGUAAAAAUGAAGGGAGGAUAUAAAUCACCCUGCUCGCAUGGUUGCACAUAUUCAUGUAUGUCACGGGUCAAAAAAUGACUAAUUUUAAAAUUAUUGCUCCAUUGCGCAACUAGUGGUCAAAAACUUUACAGGGCAACUUUAAGUUUUCAAACAAAUAUUAAAAGCACCAAUGUGUUUGAAACACAUAAACAUAUAAAAUGAUAAUCUUUCAAUGCAGUUGAGUUUUUUGUACGCAGUUUAAACAUAUUUUUGACAUGCUGUAUGCACUGUAAACAUGUGUAUCCAUUUAAUGUGUGAGAGAGAAAGAGAAAAGUCUGCAAACAUCUGCAGGACAAAACAAAGUGAGUGUGUGUCGGUGGGUUGGAUGUCGGAGUAGAAGCAUAAUACUGGCAGAGUCAGAGGCUCAGCAGAGGAAAAUAUUUUCAGAAAAUGUUCUGCAUGUAGUCAAAAAAAUGUACGAAUUUUGGAAUGUGUGGACAUUUGGACUGCAUGAGCAGAUCACGGCUAUUUAAAUGGAUAAGCACCGAACAAUGAGGAAAUAAUGCAAACAAAUGUAGAGGACAGAUUACGACCAUCACUUUAUAUUUGAAGGGCAAUAAGAAAAAUGUUUUCUUUCUAUGAUGAUCAUGGGGGGGAAAAAAACAGGUGUACAACAUUCAGCCUAUUCUCCUUUAAAACGUGUCAGAUCUCCUAUUUUUCUAUCAAUCUCUAUUUUUGUACAGUUUGCGUUUGGCUGAUGCAGCAGGCAGAUUCAAAGCUGUGUAGUAUUUUGUGGUGUGAGUGCGCAAAUUUUGUGAUUUACUUUGGCUGCUGGAGAGCAGUGCGGGUGGACAUGCUAUGCUGAGAUGCGGAUUUAGCUUGUGUUCAUUGUAUGCAUACUCUGAGCUGUUUCAUGUGGGUUUUAUGUUGCUCUAAAGAGAUUGUUUCACUGUUCGACUUGUUUUUAAACUGCUGUCCUGUGCGGACAUGAAAAUAAUGAUCUGAUAAUUGUGUCCAAGUUGACGAACUUUGACUAUUAA